Messenger RNA from Ctenopharyngodon idella (grass carp), 3333 nucleotides. Its product is annotated as B-cell lymphoma/leukemia 10-like. NCBI's taxonomy places the organism in Eukaryota, Metazoa, Chordata, Actinopteri, Cypriniformes, Xenocyprididae. The transcript has 3 exons. The record is from RefSeq and is a predicted model, not a curated record. Gene Ontology annotation, cellular component: CBM complex; cytosol. Gene Ontology annotation, biological process: adaptive immune response; canonical NF-kappaB signal transduction; apoptotic process. Gene Ontology annotation, molecular function: kinase activator activity; NF-kappaB binding; protein kinase B binding. The coding region runs from base 216 to 953 and encodes 245 amino acids.
UCAGGAAGUUGGAGAUCCCGGUAGUUCCCCUUUACUUUAGAGAACUAUUAUAGUUCUGUGAGAAGUUCGAGCUUCGCCAUCGCAUGUUUAUAAACGUCUAUAAUAUAAAUACUCAUUUCAUUCUUUUCCCGUCUUUGACGUGGAAUUCGUAGUCAUAUUUUUCUUACCGGAACUGGUUGAAAACUCAAGAGAGGUGAAAAACAGAUAACAGGAGGAUGGAGGUUACUCACCUGACGGAGGACGAAAUGGCCGAUAUAAAGAAGGAAGCCAUAGACCGGUUACGACCAUACCUGGUGGAUAAGAUCAUCGCGGAGCGGCACUUUGAUUACCUGCGCUCUAAGAAGAUCCUGACCAGAGAGGACACAGAGGAGAUCAGCUGCAGGACCACGAGAGGGAGACGCACCAGCAAACUGUUGGAUAUCCUCGCAGAAAACCCACGGGGUUUAGACAUGCUCAUCGAGUCUAUCAAGUGGGGCCGCACACUCAACUUCAUCAUCGCAAAGAUCACAGAUGAGGUGCAGCGCGUGAAAAAUGAGAGACUGGAAGCUUUAAAAGCAGGCUCCUCAGCCAAUUCGGGUUAUUCAAGCACAAAAAGCGCAACCAAUGACUUCUCCAAACUGGACUUGGACUAUGACAAGUACUCCACUAUAUGUUACCAUCCUGAAGGAGAAGCAAGUACAUCCGCCUCAGUUGCUACAGGAUCCUUUAACCUGCGCUACGGGUCGGGUCGAGGGAACGAGGCUCUGUCGGGCUGUGGAGGCACCGGGAGCAUGAACGUGUCUUCCACAACAUCAUCCAGUCUUCCUAAACCUGGAGACCCUGGAGCUCCAGCGCUGCCGGAGGAGCUGGAGAUGGAGGAUGCAGAUGCUGCUGUCUGUGGAAGUGCAGGGAGCAGCGGGGACGCCAACUUCCAGCCGUUGCGCUCGCGUUGUUUAUCUCCGAACAUGUCGUAACGUAACCUUUCAACACAAUCACUGUGUGAGAUUCAGAACAUUUUCCAAACCAUUAGUCUGUUAUGUCUUUCACCAAUUGAAGCAUAGUCACACUUUAACAUUUUUUUUGCUGCUUGUUAAGUUUGCUUAAUUAAACUGAGUUAAAGUAACACAAUUGCUGAACAUUUUGUUUCCGCUUAACUCUUUCCCCGCCAUUGACAAGUUUUUCCCAAAAUCUGUGUUUUCACUGUUAUACGGUAGGGGGCGCUGUUACAGAUCUUCUGAAAUAGUACAGCAUCUCCAGAUCCAAAAACAAUCAAAGAAAAAGAUCUUUGUAAACCAGAAGGAGCGGAUAGAAGUUGUUUACACACAUGCUAACAUGAUCAUUAAACAUUAAACAGAAUAUAAAUCCAAACUGACUAACGUUACUGAAUGAACUGUCGAACCCAUGAAGAGGAAACAGCUUUGGGGGUGUUGAUGGACUCGAUCUACUACAUCUAUGGACAAAAACAUGAUUUUCUCAGCUUUUUGUUUCGAAAAUGCAUAUUUUUUUUAUGAAACUUUCCCACAUUCGAGUGUUGAUAAUAAUGAAUGAAGCUAGAAUAAAAUGUUUUUAUUGUUGUUGUUUAAAAGCAGAGGUUCUAUUCUUUCUUUUGAUUUAUAGACCUUCUGUAGCUCCGCCCCUUUUCAGCGCUGCGCUAGUUGCGUUCUGUGUUCCAGUUUGUAUUUUCACAAAAUGAAGGUAAGAUCUUACGGAUUUAUGAAUGAACUACUCUUUUAAAAUCUUCCUGGUCUACUGACAUUUGUUAUGACAUCCGCUUCAAACAUUUCAAUGCUCAUGAUAACUUUAGUUAAAGGAUCAGUUCACUUCUGAAUGAAAAUUUUCUGAUAAUUUACUCACCCCCAUUUCAUCCAAGAUGUUCAUGUCUUUCUUUCUUCAGUGGAAAAGAAAUGAAGGUUUUUGAGGAAAACAUUCCAGGAUUUUUCUCCAUAUAGUGGACUUCACUGGGGUUCAACGGGUUGAAGGUCCAAAUGUCAGUUUCAGUGCAGCUUCAAAGAGCUCUACAUGAUCCCAGACGAGGAAUAAGAGUCUUAUCUAGAGAAACUAUUUUCUAAAAAAAAAUAAAAAUUAUAUGCUUUUUAACCACAAAUGCUCGUCUUGCACUGCUCUGUGAUGCUCCACGCAUUACGUAAUCACGUUGGAAAGGUCACGCGUGAUGUAGGUGAUGAGCAUUUGUUGUUAAAAAGUAUAUAAUUUUUAUUUUUUUUAGAAAAUGUCCGAUGGUUUCUCUAGAUUAGACUCUUAUUCCUCGUCUGGGAUCAUGUAGAGCUCUUUGAAGCUGCACUGAAACUGACAUUUGGACCUUCAACCCGUUGAACCCCAGUGAAGUCCACUAUAUGGAGAAAAAUCCUGGAAUGUUUUCCUCAAAAACCUUCAUUUCUUUUCGACUGAAGAAAGGAAGACUUGAACAUCUUGGAUGACAUCGGGGAGAGUAAAUCAUCAGGAAAUUUUAACCCUUCUUGUCAAAUAUUGCGCUGAAAACAUCAAUAAGAGCUUAGAUUGUCAGUGUUGGCAAAUGACCCUGGUAAAUAAGCAGGAUAAUCCAAGGCCAUGAAUUAUCGUGCAACAUUCUUAUCAAUUAUAUAUUCAUGCAACAAAAUAUUCUGGCGGCCAUGAAAGUUUUGUGAUUAAGAUCAAAAAUACUGGUGCUGGCAACCUAAAAAUAAAACUGGCGGGGGAAGAGUUAAUUUAACCAUCCAAUCUACUGAAGUCUGUUUUUGUGUUGGGACUAUCUAAAUCUUUUUGUUAUUUAGCAUUAACUGAAACUGGGCAUUUCAUUUUUAAUUUCCAGCAUGCUUUACAUGGGGCUGGAUCAAGAGAGUAAAUGUUGAAAUUAAGUGUUUAUUUGCUGUUAAGUUUGACAUUUAACCGAGUUUAUGUUGAAGUUUUUGUGGUUUCAUUGUGCUGCAGAGUAAAGCGUGUGGUGAGGUUGUGGGUGGCUGCAUGAAUUGAGUUCAGUGUAAUUUGCUCCAUUCAGUGAGCAAUAGUUGUACUGAAAUCAGUGCAGAAAUGAGUAACUUCUUGUUCUUUGCAAACAGAAGCUUUUUUAAGCGUACAAUAACAAACAGGAGUUCAUAUUACUCACUCUUUGUAUUUUGUAUUGUAUUGACAAAUGUUAAGUUGACAUUUACCUCAUCUGUUAAAUUUAGGUAGACUUAUCACAUGGGAUGAAGUCUGCCCAAACAAAAUGGGUACAAAUUACCUCAGUUUCAAGUAGAUUCUGUAGGUUUGUUUUUACAGUGCAUGAUUUUGGAUUUAAAGUAAUAACAGCUUGUUAUUGCGAGUUUGAGCAUUUUUUUUGUCUGCUCAACAGGUACAUUAUAAAUCAUUCCAAACUUG